Molecule: messenger RNA, 3340 nt
Organism: Dipodomys ordii (Ord's kangaroo rat)
Lineage: Eukaryota; Metazoa; Chordata; Mammalia; Rodentia; Heteromyidae
Gene: Eml4
Product: echinoderm microtubule associated protein like 4
Exons: 25
Coding region: 1-3054 (1017 amino acids)
Biological process (GO): microtubule cytoskeleton organization
Cellular component (GO): mitotic spindle
Molecular function (GO): microtubule binding
Source: RefSeq, a predicted model, not a curated record
AUGAUCCCCAAGAAUGUCUACAUCCUGGAACUUGUGAGUGCGUUACUUUACCUGGACUUUGUAGAUGUAAUUAAGUUAAGGACUUUGAGAUGUGGAGAUUAUCAGGGAUUAUCCCAGAAUGCCCAGAGUAAGCACAAAGAUCCUUAUAAGGAGAAGAGGAAGAAGCAACUUCCUGCCAGCAACAAGCAGCUUUCAGUGGAUGCUGGAGCUGGUUUCUAUGCUGACCUACUUGUCAGAGGACUGAUUGCCAACUCUUCUCCCAGUGGUGGCAGGCAGGGUGAACAGAGCACUCAGAGGCACUCAGAAAGCUUUGAUGUCAACAGAGAUGAUAGUAUUUCUGCUGCAAGUACUUCUGAUGUCCAAGAUCGCCUCUCAGCUCUUGAGUUACGAGUUCAGCAGCAAGAAGAUGAAAUCACUGUGCUAAAGGCAGCUUUGGCUAAUGUUUUGAGGCGUCUUGCAAUCACUGAAGAUAAUGUGGUCUCAGUGAAAAAAUUACUCACAAAUAAAGGUCAGCCAAGCCUUCGAGAAGCUAUUUCCAUGUCCUGUAUAACAAAUGGAAGUAGUGUAAGCAGAAAACCAAGUCAUACAAGCUCUGUUUCAAUUGCAAGAAAAGAAACUCUUUCAUCUGCUGCUAAAAGUGGUACAGAAAAAAAGAAAGAAAAACCUCAAGGACAGAGAGAAAAAAAAGAGGAAUCUCAUUCUAAUGAUCAAAGUCCACAAAUUCGAGCAUCACCUUCUCCCCAGCCCUCUUCACAGCCUCUCCAAAUACACAGACAAACUCCAGAAAGCAAGAAUUCUACUCCCACCAAAAGCAUAAAACGACCACUGACAACUGAAAAGUCACAUAAUUCAUGGGAAAAUUCAGAUGAUACUCGUAAUAAAUUAUUGAGAGCAGCUACAACAUCAAAAUUAAUAUCAAAAGUUAUAAAAAAUGCAGACAAGCAUAAAGAUAUCAUCAUCAAUCAAGCAAAAAUGUCAACCCGUGAAAAAAACAGCCAAGAAGGAGAAUAUAUUAAAAUGUUUAUGCGAGGUCGGCCAAUUACGAUGUUCAUUCCUUCUGAUGUUGACAACUAUGAUGACAUCAGAACAGAACUUCCUCCUGAGAAGCUUAAACUGGAGUGGGCAUAUGGUUACCGAGGAAAGGACUGCCGAGCUAAUGUUUACCUUCUUCCUACGGGGGAAAUAGUUUAUUUCAUUGCUUCAGUAGUAGUACUAUUUAAUUAUGAGGAGAGAACUCAACGACACUACCUGGGUCAUACAGACUGUGUGAAAUGCCUUGCUAUACAUCCUGACAAAAUUAGGAUCGCAACUGGACAGAUAGCUGGAGUGGAUAAAGAUGGAAGGCCUCUGCAGCCCCAUGUCAGGGUGUGGGAUUCAGUUAGUCUAUGCACAUUACAAAUUAUUGGACUUGGAACUUUUGAGCGUGGAGUAGGAUGCCUGGAUUUUUCAAAAGCAGAUUCAGGUGUUCAUCUGUGUGUUAUUGAUGAUUCCAAUGAGCAUAUGCUUACUGUAUGGGACUGGCAGAAAAAAUCAAAAACUGCAGAAAUAAAGGUAUUUAGGAAGGCACAGAAAGCCCUCCAAGCAUCUUCAUUUAUCUGGCAAGGUGUCUACCAAAUCAGCAAACAAAUCAAAGCUCAUGAUGGCAGUGUAUUCACACUUUGUCAGAUGAGAAAUGGGAUGUUAUUAACUGGAGGAGGAAAAGACAGAAAAAUAAUUUUAUGGGAUCAUGAUCUGAAUCCUGAAAGAGAAAUAGAGGUUCCUGAUCAGUAUGGCACAAUUAGAGCUGUUGCAGAAGGAAAGGCAGAUCAAUUUUUAGUAGGCACAUCACGAAACUUUAUUUUGAGGGCAACAUUUAAUGAUGGUUUCCAAAUAGAAGUACAGGGUCAUACAGAUGAACUUUGGGGUCUUGCCACACAUCCCUUUAAAGAUUUGCUCUUGACAUGUGCUCAGGACAGGCAGGUGUGCAUGUGGAACUCAGCAGAACACAAGUUGGAAUGGACCAGGCUUGUAGAUGAACCAGGACACUGUGCAGAUUUUCAUCCUAGUGGCACAGUGGUGGCCAUAGGAACGCACUCAGGCAGGUGGUUUGUUCUGGAUGCAGAAACCAGAGAUCUAGUUUCUAUCCACACGGAUGGAAACGAGCAGCUCUCCGUGAUGCGAUACUCAAUAGAUGGUACCUUUCUGGCUGUAGGAUCUCAUGACAACUUUAUUUACCUCUAUGUGGUUUCAGAAAAUGGAAGAAAAUAUAGCAGAUAUGGAAAGUGCACUGGACAUUCCAGCUACAUCACACACCUUGACUGGUCCCCAGACAACAAGCAUAUAAUGUCUAACUCUGGAGACUAUGAGAUUUUGUACUGGAACAUUAAAGAUGGCUGCAAACUAAUCAGGAAUCGAUCAGAAUGUAAGGACAUUGAUUGGACAACAUACACCUGUGUGCUAGGCUUUCAAGUCUUUGGUGUCUGGCCAGAAGGAUCCGAUGGGACAGACAUCAAUGCAUUGGUGCGAUCCCACAACAGGAAGGUGAUAGCUGUUGCUGAUGACUUUUGUAAAGUCCAUCUGUUCCAGUACCCCUGCUCCAAAGCGAAGGCUCCCAGUCACAAGUAUAGUGCCCACAGCAGCCAUGUUACCAAUGUCAGUUUUACUCAUAAUGACAGUCACCUGAUUUCAACUGGUGGAAAAGACAUGAGCAUCAUUCAGUGGAAACUUGUGGAAAAGUUGCCUUUGCCCCAGAAUGAUAUCGUGGCAGAUUCUUCUCUGACUAGAGUCCCCAUUUCUUCCUCUGAAAGUGUCAUCCAGUCCAGUGCUUCUCCAACACCUUCCCAGCCCCCACAUGAGACAGUUGAAGAAGAGAGUAGGGUAAGCAAUUCUCCCACACUUCUGGAGAAUAGCUUGGAUCAGACUGGGGAGCAGAGCGAAGACCACAGUGAGGAGCAGAGUGAGGAGGGCAGCGAGGACCUCGGUGAGCCUGUUGAUGAAGAGCCAGCCAGUGAGGUCAGUGAGCAGCAAGUGGAAGCGCUUUCUGAAGAGCAGCAAGAUGUUCCACCUAUGUUGUAAGAUCCUGGUUGCUGCUGACUCCUCUCUCCUUUGGCUGCCUGUGAUUUGUGAUAUGAUCGAGAUAGCAGAGCAUCACCACUGACUCCACACCACUGUUUUCCACAGUUUGUUUCAACAGUUUUACCUUCAGUCUCUCAGAUAGAGCCAACCUAAAGGUUCAGUUUAACCAAACUGAAACAUUAUGUCUCAGAAAUCACUGUCUGUGUGUAAGUGGUCUGGUAUAAAUACUGGAAACAAAAAUAGCGGUUAUAUUGAUUUUUGAAAAUAAACCCCCUUAUUAACUGAA